Molecule: messenger RNA, 591 nt
Organism: Colletotrichum spaethianum
Lineage: Eukaryota; Fungi; Ascomycota; Sordariomycetes; Glomerellales; Glomerellaceae
Product: translation initiation factor eIF-2B subunit alpha
Exons: 3
Coding region: 1-591 (196 amino acids)
Biological process (GO): positive regulation of translation
Cellular component (GO): mitochondrion
Molecular function (GO): GTP binding; mitochondrial ribosome binding
Source: RefSeq, a predicted model, not a curated record
AUGACUCUUCCAGAGGAGUAUUUGGGCCGAGUUAUAGAACUGUGCGAAAGUGUGCGUGGGGAACAGAAGAGUUUUGAGUUCUUCCACGCCACACAGGUCAUUCUGAAGUACGAUAUACCUGCGGCCCAACUGGUUGACGAUCUGUUCGGUAAAUUGAAGGGCGCCACGCAUUCCACUAAUAACCAGGGCAGCAAGGGGUAUGCCACUUUAGAUUACGAGGAUUCUGGAUGGCGAGCGAGCCAGCUCACAAAGCUGCAACUUCUCGUCAACAAACAGCCUGUUGAUGCAAUCUGCCGUGUCAUUCACACCUCUCAGGCCGAGCGCCUUGGCAGGCAAUGGGUAACCAAGUUCAAAGAACAUGUCGACCGGCAAAUGUUUGAGGUUGUCAUUCAGGCGGUAGCUGGGAAACGUAUUGUUGCUCGCGAAACUAUCAAGCCGUUCCGAAAGGAUGUGCUUGCGAAGCUUCAUGCUGCGGACAUUACGCGCCGUAAGAAGCUACUGGAGAAGCAGAAGGCUGGUCGCAAGCGUCUACGCGCCGUUGGAAAUGUGGUCAUUGACCAGUCCGCCUUCCAGAGCUUUCUGUCUAGGUGA